AGAGAGAGAGAGAGAGAGAGAGAGAGAGAGAGAGAGAGAGAGCGCCUCUCAGCCUUUCCUAUCGUCCAGCCGUGCAGCAGCUCAGCGCGCGAGCGGCGGAUAAACAAGCGCGGUCAGCACGAGCGAGACACGGCGCCGUACAGAGAAGUCUCGUGCCCGUGAGGAGGAGACGGCGCUGAAGCCCUCCAUGGCCUCCAAGCUGAACCCCAACGUGCUGUACGUGCGCGAACCCCAAGGCGGCGGCGGUGGGGACGCGGGAGAUGAGUCCUCAGACAGCGACGGCGAGCAGGAGGAGACCUGCCACAAGCUCAUCAGGAAAGUGUCCACUUCCGGUCAAAUCCGCGCCAAGAAGAGUGUAAAGGAGGGUCUCCUGUUGAAGCAAACCAGCUCCUUUCAGAGAUGGAAGAGAAGGUAUUUCAAGUUAAGGGGCAGAACUCUCUACUAUGCCAAAGAUUCAAAGUCUCUUAUAUUCGACGAAGUGGACCUUUCAGAUGCCAGUGUUGCAGAGACCAGCACCAAGAACAUCAACAACAGCUUUACAGUGAUCACUCCAUUCCGCAAGCUGAUGCUAUGUGCAGAGAGCAGAAAGGAGAUGGAGGACUGGAUCAGCGCUUUGAAGUCUGUACAGAAAUGGGAGACAUAUGAGGCGAGUCAGUUUAACAUGGAGCAUUUCUCCGGGAUGCAUAACUGGUACGCCUGUUCCCACGCUCGCCCCACCUUCUGUAACGUCUGCAGGGAGGCACUGCCUGGGGUCACUUCACAUGGCCUGUCAUGUGAAGUGUGUAAAUUUAAAGCUCAUAAACGAUGUGCUGUCCGAUCCACGAACAACUGUAAGUGGACCACUUUGGCAUCCAUAGGAAAUGACAUUAUUGAGGAUGAAGAUGGGGUGUCCAUGCCUCAUCAGUGGCUGGAGGGGAACCUGCCGGUCAGUGCAAAGUGUGUGGUGUGUGAUCGGACCUGUGGAAGUGUGCGCAGACUGCAGGACUGGCGCUGUCUCUGGUGCAAAGCCAUCGUGCAUAGUAGCUGCAGGGAGCAGUUGGGGAAGACUUGUCCACUGGGUCAGUGUAAAGUGUCCAUCAUCCCUCCCACUGCUCUCAACAGCAUCGACUCUGAUGGUUUCUGGAAAGCUACUAGUCCGUCCUGUUCCAGUCCUCUGCUGGUGUUGGUGAACAGUAAGAGUGGAGAUAAUCAGGGAGUGAAAUUUCUCCGCAAGUUCAAACAGCUACUCAACCCAGCGCAGGUCUUUGACCUCAUGAAUGGAGGACCGCAGCUGGGACUGCGACUGUUCCAGAAGUUUGAGACGUUUCGGAUCCUGGUGUGUGGGGGUGAUGGCAGUGUGGGUUGGGUGCUGUCAGAACUGGAUAAACUGGGACUGCACAAGCAGUGUCAGUUGGGCGUGUUGCCCCUCGGUACGGGUAAUGACCUUGCGCGGGUGCUGGGCUGGGGUGGACUGUGUGAUGAUGAUGCUCAGCUGCUGCAGAUCCUGGAGAAACUGGAGAGAGCUACCACCAAGAUGCUGGACAGAUGGAGUAUAAUGACAUAUGAAGUUCCCACGAAGAACACUCCUGCUAUUGUUAAGGAGGAUGAUCCACUAGAUUCUCCACUCCAGAUUACUCACUAUGCUGAUUCUGUUGCCACCCAUCUGACAAAAAUCCUGGACUCAGACAAGCACAGUGAUGUCAUAUCCUCUGCUAGGUUUCUGUGUGGGACAGUGAAUGAUUUUGUGGCUGAGGUUGGUAAAGCUUAUGAGCGAGCCACAGAGAAUAAGGAGGAGGCAGAUGCGAUGGCUAAAAAGUGUGCAAUGCUGAAUGAAAAGCUGGAUUCUUUAGUGCGGGCGCUAAGUGAGGAGGCCGAUGCUCAACUAGUGCCUGCCGGUUCCCAGUCGCCUGAGCAGGAGGGUGAGGGGAGCGGCUCAGACACACCAGGGGUCCCCAGACCCUUUAGAUCCAGAGAGCAGCUGAUGCUGAGAGCAAACAGCCUGAAGAAAGCCCUCCGGCAGAUCAUAGAGCAAGCAGAGAAAGUGGUGGAUGAGCAAAACAGACACACACAAGUGCAGAGGAUGUCUUCCUUGUCAUCAAUCAAAAGAGGCAGCAGUGAGGACCUCAAGGAGGCAGAGCCACGUCAAAGUGCAAUUAGUCCCACCUCCACUGCUCCCAUAGUGCUGGAGAAACCAGAAAGCUGCAACAGCGCAAUGCCUUUCACUGAGGAGUCUGUGCAGUGCACAGAGAAAUGUGUGAUGAAUAACUACUUUGGGAUCGGUCUGGAUGCCAAAAUCUCUCUGGAGUUCAAUAACAAGAGGGAUGAACACCCUAAGAAGUGCAGCAGCCGCACAAAAAACAUGAUGUGGUACGGUGUACUGGGGACUAAAGAGCUGGUCCAGAAAACCUACAAGAACCUGGAGCAGAGAGUGCAACUAGAGUGUGAUGGAGUACCCAUGUCAUUGCCUAGUCUUCAGGGUCUGGCUGUGCUGAACAUCCCCAGCUAUGCAGGAGGCAUCAACUUCUGGGGAGGAACCAAAGAGGAUAAUAAUUUUGGAGCUCCGUCAUUUGAUGAUAAGAAGCUGGAGGUGGUGGCAGUGUUUGGAAGCAUGCAGAUGGCCAUGUCUCGCGUCAUUAACAUACAACAUCACCGCAUUGCACAGUGUCGGCAGGUUAAGAUUACCAUUAAAGGUGAUGAAGGAGUUCCUGUGCAGGUGGAUGGAGAAGCCUGGAUCCAACCGCCUGGCAUCGUGCAGAUCAUCCACAAAAACCGUGCCCAAAUGCUGACCAGAGACCGGGCGUUUGAGAGCACACUGAAGUCGUGGGAGGAUAAGAGGAAGUAUGACAGCUGCCGCUCCACCCGGCCACGCCUCAACUCCCAGCAGUCCAUGGAGUAUCUGACCGAGGAAGAAUGUGCUCAGGUCCAACAGCUCGGCCUGGUGGCCGAUUCACUCAUCAACAGGAUACGGGAGGUUGCAAAGACUCAUAAGGUGGUGGAGCAGGAGUUGGCUCAUGCAGUGAAUGCGAGUGCUGCUGUCCUGUCUGAGGCGUUCCCCUCCAAACCCUCCAGCCCUGAGUGUCUGAGUCGCAGCACAGCUGUAGAGAUUGUAAACAGCAGUAAAGUGCUGCAGCUGGAGACUCGGAUGCUUUUAGAAGGAAAGCUGCUGCAGUUGGAGGCUCCUCAGGAGGAAGAGCUGCUCUCCACACUCAACUCUCUCAGUGCUGAAUUAAUCAAACUGGAGGACAUCCACUGGAUCUGUCCCAGCAUGCACUGCUCUGAGGAGGACUCGUCCCGGACCAGUACUAAAAGCAGUAUGAAGCUGAAGAUCAUGCCCAAAGUGAAGAAGGAGAGGGAGAAGCUGCAUAAGCAGCGCUCCAACAGCUCUCUCUCAGGAUCUUGGGAUAUCAAAAGUGGGGCAUGUGAAACGGAUCCUGCAGGCAAUUGAAGAGCUGGAGGGUCUGCUAUAGUGUUCCAGUGCUGUCGGACACCUCUUUGCCACGGGAAGCUGCCUUUCACUGAGCAACAGGCGUUUAGUCGACUCUAAACGUGUGUGUGAGCAGCUUUGAGAGGCAUAGCAUCACAUCAUGUGCAUCGACGUUCUGGUCCUGUUCUCUCUUCGUUCUCUGCCUGCUGGUGGUUUCGGUGAUGCUGAUCGACAGAUGUUGGUUAUAGACUACAACUCCCAGAAUCCUUUUCUUUCCUCUCGCUUUCCUUAUUGGUUCCUAUUACCAGUGUGGUUUCUUGUCCAUCUUCCAUGCAUGAGAUGAUUGUUUUCUUUAUCUUGGUCAUAUUCAAAUUUUUUCCUCCUUUCUUUUUAUCUAUAUUGACGCGUUCAAAGCCAUGAGACACGAACUGGAAAUCCUUUCUUUUAAAAGGGGGGGAAAUUAGUCUUCUCCUUUUGCCGGCAUUUGAACAAUGUUAAACGAACAAGAACCACAGGACAUUCUAAAUGAAGUGCAACAAAACAAAACAAAAAAAAAGCAUCUUGAAUGUAUCGUGGACUUUAUUAUCUGUCAAAAUCAGCAGAAUUGCAUAGUAGCUACUUCUGUCUGUAUCUAUUCAAAGACAGUUGAUGUUCUCUGCAUGCCUUUCAAGCCCACAAUCCUUGAGCAGAAAAAACAAAAGCCGCAAGACAUUUUUUUUUUACUAUUUACUUUUCUCUUCCGUUGUCGGCAAAGUUGUGCUGUUGUACCACUCGUGUGCCAGGUGAGCUGUUGUUCUAGAAGCUUUCAGUGACGUAAACUUGUGCCAAGUUUUUUUUUUUAUUAUUAUUAUUAUUCAGAGGAAUCUCAUUUAGGAAAGAAUAAAUCAUGCAGUGUCAUACAUUUCAAAAUGUAUUUUAUCUUACUGCCUUGCACUUUAAAGAGGAAAUGUUUUUUUUCGGAAGCAAACGAACGAUGUGUGUUGAACAUUUUCCUGUUUUUAAGCAUAUUAUGAAAAGUGUAUCCCUAUUUAAGGCAAAUCUAUUGAGAAAUGUGUAACAGAAGACUAAUAUAUUGUCAGAUUUAAUGAACAUUAGACCCAUGUCUCUAUUUAAAGGGCUGGAUUUCAAUCUUGCAUAAGGUUUGAAUAUUUCCAUGUUAUAUAAUGUUAUAUAAUCUAUGUGGAAAUCAGUCAUUUUCUUAGCGUAAAUGAAGACAAACUUUGAUUCUGAAGUUGAGUAAUGUAUGGCUCAAGAUCAGCAUUUAUAAAAUGACAGAUAAAUUGUCUUUAGGGUGAAAUACAUGUGGUACAAUUUUAAGUUUUCUCCCAGAACUGAGGCAAAAAGGGAAGCAUAAAUAACAAUCAUUCACAGAUGUUCGUGAGCCAACGUGUAACAGUAUUUCUUGAAUGGAAGGGAAAAAAACAAACAAAAAAAACAAACAAACAAAAAACAAAACAAAAACGGUCUUGAUGCAAACUGUAAUAAUUACAUGUGUGUGUAUGAAGAUUCUCGCUGUGUGUGAUCAAAGCUCACUGUUUGGAGAAAAAUGUUCCAGUUGUCUCCUAAAAGUGUCAAACUAUUUCAAUAGUGUUAGCAAAGCAAGGUACAUGGAAAAACCAAUGGUUCUGUGACCCACAUGAAAACUUUUUUUUUCUUCUAUAAGGGGCACCGAAAAAGAGACCUAUCACACCUUUUUUGGUUAUCCAUAAUUACAGCUAAUAGCAAGACUACUGCUUAAAGUUUACUGUUUACUCUUGAAGUUUAUUAUUUAUCUUUUUGAAUUAUUUAAAAUUGUCAUUUGUGCCAUAUGGGCAGCUUCCAUGGCUCUAGGUCCGUCCCUUGGCUGCGAAAAACCUCUACUCCAGGAUUGUUGCUGUUAAUUUGACGCAAAAAUAAAGUGUGGCCAUCGCUC
Pygocentrus nattereri (red-bellied piranha) is the source of this 5315-nucleotide messenger RNA. Its product is annotated as diacylglycerol kinase eta. Gene Ontology annotation, molecular function: ATP-dependent diacylglycerol kinase activity; protein binding. The record is from RefSeq and is a predicted model, not a curated record. Gene Ontology annotation, biological process: diacylglycerol metabolic process; lipid phosphorylation; intracellular signal transduction. Bases 188 to 3424 code for a protein of 1078 amino acids. The transcript is spliced from 29 exons. Lineage: Eukaryota; Metazoa; Chordata; Actinopteri; Characiformes; Serrasalmidae.